AGUAUUAUAAUUGGAGAAGACUCCUUGAGGGUUACACAAAUAGAUCAAACAGUUGAUAAUCUCAAAUCUAGAGGAGAACAUGCAACCAGAAUUAUCGGUCUACCCAAUGAAGAAGAUAGAUUAGAAAAAAUUGAAAACGUGUUAAUAGAUAUUAACACAUACCUAGACAGAAUCGAAAAUCAUCUAUGGGAAACAAUUCCAUAUGACUCAUCAUUGA
Molecule: messenger RNA, 217 nt
Organism: Dentiscutata erythropus
Lineage: Eukaryota; Fungi; Glomeromycota; Glomeromycetes; Diversisporales; Gigasporaceae
Source: the annotation of a GenBank genome assembly